Molecule: messenger RNA, 1512 nt
Organism: Aspergillus aculeatinus CBS 121060
Lineage: Eukaryota; Fungi; Ascomycota; Eurotiomycetes; Eurotiales; Aspergillaceae
Exons: 5
Coding region: 1-1512 (503 amino acids)
Molecular function (GO): protein binding
Source: RefSeq, a predicted model, not a curated record
AUGUUCUGUCACAACCGGCCAGAGCACGAGGACUCAAGAAAGAGAUCUACCCCCGCCUAUGACGCCCGUGGUACUGGCGUGCGGAGUUCAACAAGGCCUAUUCCAAGUCCUGUGCCCGGGGCUCUAGGCCACUCCUGUUUAGCUUGCGGUAUAGCCUGGCCGGUACCUUGCCCCAACGAGACGCCACCGGCAUCCACCAAGACAGACAGGAGUACUACCCGACAGCACCACCACCAGCCGGAGGAAGAGCCACAGAGCGCUGUGAGUGCCGCGAGCACCACAACAACCACAGCUCCCAACAUUGCCCCCGCACCUUUCUUCUCAUCAACAAAUAGUUCUUCCGACAACAUGCCAACAGCAAGCGCAAAAGGCCCCAUCGAUAUCAGCGCUUGCGCCGUUGCCAAGAAGUUGGGGGCAGAGGGGAUCGCUGCACUCUUCCGGGGCACCACCGACCGCGUGACGUAUUGGGGACGGGUGGACUGGAAAUGGUACGCAUCCGCUGGAGAGAAGGCAGCACCUCUGAUCACCAGCAGAGAGGAUGAGGCCAAGCGGACGAAUGCGGCAGAGGCCAGGUGCAAGGACCAACGACCGGCUUCGACUCUGCCAUACAGAUUCGGGAGCCAGUUGUCAAGAGCACGGCUGUCCAAUCCUGCCUAUGCGGGAAUGGCUGCUCCAGCGCGACAAGUGAUUCGGGAGUCAAAGGGUAUCCCAGAAUCCAAAGACCCGGACUUGCCAAUUCGAGCCGAUGAACUCAAUUCCCGGAUAACAAGAUCCAGUCGCAGGCAAAGAGACCCGACUUUUGGCUGCAUCGCGCGCGAAGUACUCGAGCCAGACAAUGAAUGCUCUAUGCGAUCAGCGACGAUCGAUGAGACGCGCGUAUCGCCACCCUGCCAUCUGUUGCGUGCGCAGAUGUCUUGGAAAGACUACCUGCGUGACCCUCGAUACGAGCCGUCAACGGAAGUAGAUCAACCAGACAUGCCUGUUUGUGACUGCGGCGCACUGGCGCGCGUGUCUGUUGAUAAGAAGUCGGAAGCUGAAUCUUCGCCCGGCAGCGGAUCACCGUGUUAUAUAUCUGGAACCCUGCUACGAUGGCGAGAGUUGGUAACUCUGCUGGAGUUUCUGAGGAGUCCUCAUCCAACAGCCGCGACUCAGAAGAAUCUACAUUUGGAUAGCCAGAAGGUGCUGAAGCUGACAACCACGGAAGAGGUUCUACAGGUGGAGAUAGAGCCGACGAUACCGAGACAAGAGGGACAUAUUACACUUCAGGACGAUGAAGUCAGAGAUCCCCAGAGGGUACAAUACGAUGUGUCGGUCAGGCCUCCAAUGCAACCAUGCGCCGGCGAUGGUCACCUCGAGAUCGCCCGUGAUCCACCGCCGUCCGACCGGCACAUUGACACGGCGAUCUCGAGACGGAGGCGAACAGCUCUGCAGUACGCUGCCUACUGCGGCAGCGAGGAGGGGGUCAGGGAUCUACUUGAACACGGCACGUAUGUUCAUGCGACGGACCCGUAG